Molecule: messenger RNA, 3106 nt
Organism: Alosa sapidissima (American shad)
Lineage: Eukaryota; Metazoa; Chordata; Actinopteri; Clupeiformes; Clupeidae
Product: piggyBac transposable element-derived protein 4-like
Exons: 2
Coding region: 808-2994 (728 amino acids)
Source: RefSeq, a predicted model, not a curated record
AGAGAAAUUAAAAUAACCAACACAGUACAAAUGCAAAGAAAAUACAUAUCUCAACUAUGGGCGCCGCCAUGUUUGUCGUAAGGUCGUACUGCCACCUCGGGGUACCCUCAAGAACUCCGAGGUAAAGGGGGCGUGCCUGCGUGAAAUGCCUCACCGUAGCCUAUACUCGAAGGCAGAGGACAAAACUGUGUCAUCAUCCCCGUGAGAGUUUAACAAGUGCGAUAUUUUAAAAUCCCCAUGUUACUUUCCCAAGAAAAAAAUCUAAAGAUAAGCCUACCUGAUGUCCUUAUUAGGACAAAGAUGGUAGUUUUUUUGUAGGUGAACUUCAGAGGUGUAUAGCCUCCUGCGCUGGAAGAGGGGCGCGUCUCUCCAACACAGCGACUACAGCAAGCAAGAACGUAUUUCUAACUGUUUGUACCCUACACAACCCGGCUGUUGUGCUUCUACGGAAACAUGGCGUCUGCCCACAGCUCCAGGCCUCAGCUUUCCCCUGCAGACCCUGUGUCUCUGGCCCAGUUAACCCUCUAGGCGCCACGGUUGAGUUUUGUCGACAAGAUGCGGCACUGAAAAAAAACGGACGAUUUUGUCAAAUAGGGUGUCAUAAUUCGUUCAAACUCCACUCCACUAGAUGGCAGACAUGUCAUAUGUCAUCACCGAGUCAAAAAAAUGUCAUGCUUCUAUACAAAAUCUUCCCGCUAGAGCGCAUUGAAUCAGUGCGAGAAAUACCGGAGCAAGUGUGCGUGUGUGCCAUUUUUAUCAGAGCGGUAUUGUCAACGUCAGAGAGUAUUUGCAUUACAUUAUCGUGUAAUGGCAUCAGAAAAGUUUACCUGCAAUGAAGUGGUGGGUUGUCUAUUCGCUGACCCUGAUUCUGAAGGAGAAUAUCUGCCUUUAGAAAAUGACGGUGAUUCGUUUACUCACCACGCUUCAGAUGCGUCCCUGCCUUGCAAUGGUGCAGCUGGACAAAGUUUAGACCUACACCAAGCACAAAUGAAUCCUUUGCCCAAUGUAGAUGGUCCUUUGCCCAAUGUCAGUGCUGGGAACAAUGUUUCACGGGGUCGGAGUCUUCAUCAGGAAGUUAGCAGGCGUGUUAGUGAUGUGGGAAACGAGGCUGAAAGUUAUGUGGGGGUCCAGUCUUUAUACAGCACUAGCCAGCUAGCUUCUUUGUCUUCUGACCAUGUGCCUCUCCGCAAUUGCAGCGACAGUAACGUGGCGGAGCAUUUGUCUAAUUCCACUGGGGAUGUUAGACGAGGUCGAAGUGUUAAUAGGACAGUUAGGGGGCAACGUGGAGGCAGGGGGAGUCGCAAUGAGAAUUCUCUCCACUCGGCGCGCGCGCGAGGCAGAUCAGGCCGUGCUGCUCGCAGCAGGAGCAGAGGCGGUGUGACACGGGGCAGAGGAGCCAUGCAUAGUUUAGUGCAAGAUGAUGGGAAUGCUGGCUUUGAGUACUUGGCCAAUGAGGAGCAGUACCAAAGUUGGAUCACGCCCUUUGAUCAGCCAAUUGGUUAUCUGGGGGAAAGAGAACUCUCCAAUGCCAAUUCGCCCCUAGAUUUUCUAUCACUCUUUCUCUCUGAUGAGUUCUGGAAUUUACUUGUUAUUGAGACAAAUCGCUAUGCCCAUCAGUUUUUAGCCUCCCAUCAACUCCAGCCACACUCCAGAUUUCAUCAAUGGUCUGACGUAACUGUCAGUGAAAUGAAAGCCUUCUUUUCUCUGCAUUUGAGUAUGGGUCUGGUAGAGAAGUCAGAGUUGGAGGAUUAUUGGGCUGAAUAUUGGCCAACAGCAACACCUGGAUUUGGGAAUGUGAUGUCCAGGAAUAGAUUUGAGAUGAUUUUGUCUUUCCUUCAUUUCACCAAUAAUGAGGAGUAUGUUGACAGGGGUCAGCCAGGCUAUGACAGGCUAUUCAAAAUCCGCCCAAUCAUUAAUUUGGUCAUCCCUCGGUUUUCAGCAGUGUAUGGCCCAUCUAAGCAGCUGUCACUGGAUGAAAUGACCAUUGCAUUCAAAGGGAAAUCCACACUCAAAAUGUAUAACCCAAACAAACCAGACAAAUAUGGUUACAAAGUAUUUGUUGUGAGUGAAGCAAAGUCAGGCUAUGUGCUACAGUGGUCCAUGUACACCGGACAAAAUAGGCCUAAUGCAAAUGCUGAUUUCGGUGCCACACACCUUGUUGUCCCUGAGCUGAUGGCCCCGUACACAGGGAAAGGGCAUGAGGUGUACAUGGACAGCUAUUACACCUCGCCAGCCAUAGCAGAUGAGCUGGCAAGUAAUGAUUUGGGUUUGUGUGGGACUGUCAGCAGUAACAGGAAGGGGAUGCCAAAGGGCCUCACCCGUGAACAGUUAUCAUUGAGCAAGGGAGAUGACCCAGUCUUCAUGAGGAAGGGGAAGUUGCUAGCUUGUGCGUGGCAUGAUACAAAGCGCUUCACAAUGCUCUCUUCACUGCAUUCCAACACAUGUGUCAGAAAGCGCAUCAGGUCCAAACACACUGAUAGUGGCUAUAGGGAGAUAAAUAGGCCUGUUUGUGUUGAUGACUACAAUUCUUUCAUGGGGGGUGUCGACACAGCAGACCAGAGAAUGAAGACCUACCUCUUUCCCCAUAGAUCAAGGAAAUGGUACAAUAGGAUUUUCAAUGCCAUUCUCAGUGUAAGCAUGGUGAAUGCCCACAUAAUUUACUGCAGCUGCACUGCUGCUCCUCACAAGCCCCUGAAAGUCUUCGUGCAGGAUGUCAUCACUGCUUUACUGGAAGGCUUCUCCAGGAAAGAGAGCAACAAAGGCCGAAAGUCAUCCUCACUGGGAGACAUGCCACAGAGACUCACUGAACGCCACUUUAUCUGCCAGUCUGAUGGUAACCCAGAUUGUGUCGUUUGUUCUGAUCGGACCCGCCCUAAAGGCCGCCGUCAGACAAAAUACAUGUGCAGGCAGUGUGGGGUGGGUCUUUGUGUUGUGCCUUGCAAUGAGAGGUACCACACCCUGAAACACUACAAGAAAUGUCACCUGGAUGGAUAGGGAGUCAUUAUCUCUACAGCAAAAGACCUGCUACAUAAAUUCUUUUCUUUGUCUGCCAUUUAUUAGUAAUGAUUUAGACUGCUGAUUUACUAUCUAUUUCCCUGACCAUUUA